This is a messenger RNA of Papilio machaon (common yellow swallowtail), 2114 nucleotides long. RefSeq names its product disintegrin and metalloproteinase domain-containing protein 10. Gene Ontology annotation, cellular component: plasma membrane. Gene Ontology annotation, molecular function: metalloendopeptidase activity. The transcript is spliced from 14 exons. The record is from RefSeq and is a predicted model, not a curated record. Bases 30 to 2114 code for a protein of 694 amino acids. NCBI's taxonomy places the organism in Eukaryota, Metazoa, Arthropoda, Insecta, Lepidoptera, Papilionidae. Gene Ontology annotation, biological process: membrane protein ectodomain proteolysis; Notch signaling pathway.
GUUAUGUUUUGGUUAAAAUUCUAAAUUAUAUGAUGGCCUGUUGGCUGAUAGUGUAUACAUGUCAGCUGGUGUUUGGGCUUCUGGUACAGGGUUUGGACGUACAGGGCCAGCCGCAAAAGGGCCACAGCAUCUGCAGCUCGUAUGGAUACCAACUAGUGGAAGGUAUCUUCGGCAAAGAGACUUUUUGGCUGUGCUUGAAGCUAAAGUCUAUUGGGUCAUCACCACUAGCCAACCAGCAGACCGCUUUGCUGGUUGAUCCGGAGCCUGGGGACAUAAAGCAAGGAGGGGAUUACACGCUAGCAGACAUCACCAUGGCCUACGGUUUUCCUGUCGAAGACCCAGCGGCGGGCUCAGCUGAGGGCUAUAUUGGGGAAGACCAUCAGUUCUACGGAGUACUGCAUUUAGGUAACCGUACACUUCACGCCGAUCCAUACGGCAAGGACAACCUGAACAAAUCAUUCGGAGCUUUCGAAAACGACCACAUGGCGGCGCCUGCGCGCCCGCGACGCGAUCAUACCCAGCAAGAGACAAUGAAACCCAUCUUUCCAUAUCAAAUCGAGGAGCACAGUAAGAACGUUGGCAUCGCAACCGCGAGGAUAUGUGAUCUCCUACUACUGGCUGACAAGGAGUUCUUUGAAAAAGACGCUAACUCAAGCCUCAACCACGUGGUCCGGCGUAUGAUGCACGCGGUUGCACAAGCUGAUAUUAUAUUUAGGAACGCUGACUUUGAUGAAGAUGGCAUCCCCGAUAAUAUUGGUUUCUCCGUGAAGUAUAUUCUUGUGCUAACAUCGAACGAAACAAAUGCCCGUGUGUUCGGCGACUUGCUCAAAGAUCGGGCAGUCGACGGUAGAAACUAUCUGAUGCGUUUCGCAAGGCUACGCAGGCUCUCUGAAGUCUGUCUCGGCGUUGCUUUCUCCGGUCACGUAUUUCACAACAGAACUCUUGGAUUAAGUUUCACGUCACUAGGCGGGGGAAUGGGUGGCGCGGCGGGCGGGUUGUGCGACCGACGCGCGUACGGCCGCUCCUUCAACACGCUGGCUCUUGCGCACGCCACCGCAGAGGACAAGGAACGAGUGCCUGAAAGAAUCGCUGCACUCACACUAGCUCAUGAAAUGGGUCACAGUUUCGGUGCCCAUCACGACGAUAAUUUUCCAAACCCAGAAUGUCGCGGUUACCUGAUGGGUUCCCAGUCGUCCACCACAGAGAGCAUACAUCACUUUGAGUUCUCUCUUUGCAGCAAGCGGCUUAUAGCUGCCACGCUUAGUAGUAUGAGUUACUGCCUUAUUGAGCAAGACAGACCUUAUUGUGGGAACGGUAUCGUGGAAGAAGGUGAAGCUUGCGACUGUGGUUUACCUUCACACUGCAGCCAGAGAGACCCGUGCUGCACGCCGCGGGCCGGCGGCGCUCUGGUUUAUGAAGAAGGGGCUUUACACAAGGAAGGGUGCUCAGUAGCGCCGACAGCGUCCUGUCAUCCGUCACAAGGCCUGUGCUGCAACGCCGACUGUCAAUAUGCCGACCUCAAGGAGCACGGUAUUGAGUGCAGCGCUCAGUACGAAGAGUGCCGUUGCGGGAACACGUCGCUGUGUGCGUGCGGACUGGGCGGGCGCUGUCUGCCUGACGGUUCAUGUCACGCCGCCGAGUGCGCCGAGCUCGGUCUCACUGAAUGCAGGUGCAGCAAACGCGGCACGGGCGGUGCACUGGGCGAGCAACACAUGUGCGGCGUGUGCUGCCGGCUGCAGCACGGCGACAGCGGACUCAAGUGUGUGGGCGCGGAGAUCGCGGCGCGCGACGCGCUGCAGGCGGGCGUGCUGCCUGACAACUGGCCAGAUCCAGAAUAUGUUGGACCGAACAUAUCUGUGCGGUUGUGCGGACACGGGCGAUGCCGCGCGGUGAAGUUGCGCGCGUGGCGUCCGGGCGGGCCUUGUGUAUCCCUUAACGCGGUCGGUCUGUGCUCUGCGCGCGGUGUUUGCGACCACGCGGAGUACACGCCGCGCUCUAACGUUUAUCCCGAUAUUAUGAACGUAAUGGUAAAGCAAAAGAACAAGAGUGUAUCGUCAAGGACGAUGUUCCCGACUUUUUUAUUGUAUAUAGCCUUUGGUAAAGAAAAUUUAUAG